This is a messenger RNA of Cavenderia fasciculata, 1260 nucleotides long. RefSeq lists its product as uncharacterized. The coding region runs from base 1 to 1260 and encodes 419 amino acids. Lineage: Eukaryota; Evosea; Eumycetozoa; Acytosteliales; Cavenderiaceae. The record is from RefSeq and is a predicted model, not a curated record. Gene Ontology annotation, cellular component: cytoplasmic vesicle; clathrin adaptor complex. The transcript is spliced from 4 exons. Gene Ontology annotation, biological process: endocytosis; intracellular protein transport.
AUGUUAAGUAGUUUAUUCAUUCUUACUGAAACUGGUGAUAUUAUCAUUGAAAAACAUUGGAGAGGGAUUAUAAAUAGAUCGAUAUGUGAAUACUUUUGGGAUCAAAAGUUACAAUCGGAUAAGGUUGCACCGGUGAUAACGACACCUAAAUACUAUCUAGUCAACAUUCAUAGGCCAUCGAUCUAUUUGUUGGGUGUCUUGCAAUCAGAGUUUCCACCUCUAUUGGUCAUCGACUUUUUACAACGUAUAUACGAUAUAUUCAUCGACUACUUUGGUCCAACCAUCACCGAGAAGAUGAUCAAAGACAACUUUGUACACGUCUACCAACUCAUCGAAGAAAUGGCCGACAAUGGUUUCCCAUUCACCACCGAACCAAACUUUUUAAAGGAAAUGAUCAAACCUCCCGGCGUACUCUCAAAUGUAUUCCAAGGUGUUACCGGUCAAUCAAAUGUUACUGAUUUAUUACCAAGUACGACACUAUUGUUAAUAUACAUUUAUUAUGGAUCACUUGGAGCUAUUCAAUGGAGAAAGACUGGAAUUAAAUAUGCAUCAAAUGAGAUAUUUUUCGAUAUUAUUGAAGAGAUUGAUUGUAUUAUUGAUAGUAAUGGAUUUAUUGUUUCAUGUGAAGUAAAUGGAGAAUUACAAGUGAAUUGUAAAUUGACGGGAAUGCCAGAUUUAACAUUAACAUUUAAUAAUCCAAGAAUGUUGGAUGACGUUAGUUUCCAUCCAUGUGUGAGAUACUCGCGAUGGGAGAAUGACCGUGUACUCAGUUUUAUUCCACCCGAUGGCUCAUUCAAGCUGAUGAACUAUCGUGUCAAGGGUAUCACUCAACUACCGGUCUAUGUCAAACCACAAAUCUCGUUUGGCGAGGGUGGUGGUCGCGUCAAUGUGUUGGUGGGCACUAAAAACGUACAAAAGACAGUCGAGAAUGUCAUCAUCACCAUCCCACUCCCCAAGAGCAUAUCAUCGACCAAUCUCACAUGCAAUGUCGGUUCGUUUGCCAUCGACGACCAAAAGGUGUGCAAGUGGAACAUUGGCAAGAUUCCCAACAACAAAACACCCAUGCUCAGCGGCAACAUCAUCACUUUGGCCGGCCACCCACCACCCGAUUCCAACCAACCAAUUACUGCUCAAUUCAAAAUCGGUCUCUUUUCCAUCUCUGGUCUUUCAGUUGACUCUCUUGCCUGUAGCGAGAAAUAUAAACCAUACAAGGGUGUUAGAGCUAUUACCAAAUCUGGUAAAUUCCAAGUUCGUGCUUAA